CUCGUGAUGGCACAUCCUUCUCGCCCUGUUUUUUGUUGCGGUGUUGCAAGUGGUGUGCCACGCUGGACCUCAGGGGAGGGGCACGCCCGCGCUGGCGUCGCCGCGCCGAGGACCCCAUAUGGCCGGCAGCGACGCCGAUGCCGCCCCCGGCGCCGCCGCGCCCGCCUCGGCGAAGCUGGGCGGAGAGGCGGAGGCGCCCGCCCAGGAGCACACCAAGGCCGCACGGUCCGUCUCGCUGGCGGCGGGCCCGGAGGUCACCCCCGACGACGAGGAGGAGGAGGAGGUCCCCCGCGAGAGGAGACCGGAAACACGGCGGAGGUCCUCGAGUCCGUGAAGGAGAGGGCCAAGCAGACGCGCAUCAUCGUGGAGGAGCGGGAGCAGGCGAGCAGGGAUGGCAUCGCGGAGCAGCGGAAGAACCUCGCGAGAGAAGCGUUGAGGGCAAACAAGGCGGAGUCGUCGAAGUCCCCGAAGGGGAGGGGCUCGAAGGUGCGGGCCUCGCAGGUCCUGAAGUUCUCCAUGGAUUCGGGCGAGGCCCAGGGCUCGGACGAGGAGGCCUCAGACGAGGAGUGGUGCGGCGGACAGCCGGCCGCCCAGCG
Molecule: messenger RNA, 596 nt
Organism: Prorocentrum cordatum
Lineage: Eukaryota; Dinophyceae; Prorocentrales; Prorocentraceae
Source: the annotation of a GenBank genome assembly